AUGUAUUUUGCAGCAUCAAUGGAAAACUCAAAUUUAGAUGAGCAACAUACAGAAGUUGAAGUUUCAUUAGAAGAAAGUGAUAGGGAAGAAACAAGACAGAUUGUUUCCGAAAUAGGAGUUGGAAAUUCGAGAGACCCCUAUAUCGGUAAGGAGUUUCAGUCACUUGAUGAUUCAUUUAAAUUUUAUCUCGAAUAUGCUCAUCGUAGCGGUUUUAGUGUACGUCGAGGUCGUAUGACUAAGUCAAGAAAAGAUAAGUCAAUAAUUGGUCAAGAGUUUGUCUGUUCAAAGCAAGGAUUUCGUUCAAAGAAAAAUUUAGAAAGUAAUAAACCACGAGAUGAAACCAGAGAAGGAUGCAAAGUGUUGUUAUAUAUGUCAAAGAAAGAAGAAGGUAAUUGGGUUGUUUGUAGGCUUGUUGCUAAGCACAAUCAUGAACUUGCAUCUCCAAAUAGUCAAAAAUUCUUGCGAUCAAAAAGAAAAAAAUCUGAUGCCCAAAAGAAUCUUAUUGAUUUACUUGAUAACUCUGGAGUUCGUCCAAGUAAAAUAGCAUCAGUGUUGAUGAAUCAAGCUGGGGGUAUAGAUCGACUGAAUUUAACAAGUCAAGAUAUCCAGAAUUAUUUGCAAACUAGAAGACAAAAAAAUCUUGAAAAAGGAGAUGCACAAUUAAUGCUACAAUAUUUCCAAAGGCUUAACAAUCAUUAUCAGUCUAUUUUGUUUGGUUGUGCUCUACUUUGGGAUGAAACUCAAGACACUUUUGAGUGGUUACUUCGUACUUGGCAAGAGGCAAUGUUCGGAGUUGCGCCUCAUACAAUCAUAACAGAUCAAGAUUCUGCCAUAACAAAUGCAGUUGCAACAGUAUUUCCUAACACUAAACACCAUUUUUGUAUGUGGCACAUAACAAAGAAGAUUCCAGAAUAUUUAAGUCAUGUUUAUCAUCAGUAUGUUGAUUUUAGUAGCAAGUUUAGUUGGUGUAUUCAUGGUACAACCACUCCUGAGGAAUUUGAAACAAUGUGGAUAGAAAUAAUGGAGAUGUAUAAUUUAGGAGAAAAUAGUUGGUUGCAGAGAAUAUAUGCAAUUCGUGAAAAAUGGAUACCAGCAUAUGUGCGUACUACUUUUUGUGCAGGCAUGUCAACAAGUCAAAGAAGUGAGAGUAUGAACAAAUUUUUUAAAGAUUAUUUGAAUUCUAGUACUCCAAUGAGUAUAUUUGUGGUGCAAUAUGAUAAGGCUAUUGACGCUAGAUAUGAUAAAGUAAGAGAGAAGGAUUACAAGACAAAACAUUCAAGGCCUAUCUUGAAAACUUUGUAUCCUAUGGAGGAUGAAGUGGCGAAGGAAUAUACAAGAAAGAUAUUUCAGAUUUUUCAAGAAGAACUAAUUCAAUCUCAAAAAUUUAUCUCUGAAAAGAUUGAGGUUAAGGACGGAAGAAACAUCUAUAAAGUGCAUCAACUUCAACGACAAAAGCCGACAUACAUCGUUAGUUUGGAUCUUGCAUUGAAAAGAGCUGUUUGUUCAUGCCACAAAUUUGAGUUCAUGGGAAUUCUAUGUAGACAUGUACUAAUGGUAUUUAUAAAGAAGCAGAUUCACUCACUUCCGACAUAUUAUUUAUUAGAUCGAUGGAGUAGAAAUGCAACCAAAGAAAGAGCUAAUGAUCCACCAAAUGAAACAAAAAAUUUGAAAUCUUCUACCUUAUGGUUUAAUAACAUUAUGAUACAUUCUAUUGGGCUAUCUGAACGAGCUACAAAGUCUGAAAAACAUUAUCAAUUUGCACAUCAGAGAUUAUUGCGAUUGUGUGAAGAACUUGAUGAACUUCCUUAUGAAUCAGAGGAAGAUUGUGUUGUAUCAGGUGGUCCAGGUAGUGAAAAAUAUUGUGAAAUAAUAUCAUGUGAACAAAGUCAAGAUACUACUCUGCUUGACCCUCCAGUAGCGGCAACUAAAGGGCGUCCAAGAUCUUUGAGAAUGAAAGGUGCUUUGGAAGUUACUCAAAAGACCAAAAAAGUUACUUCUCAGAAGCAAAAAAGGCAAACGAAAAGUAUGAAAUUUAAGAGAAAGGAAACAAGUUCAAAUUAUAAUGUCGAAGUCGAGCAGAAUGGUACAACAAUAUCUAACGAGGCUCAUUCAAUGCAGUUUCAACGAUAUCCAGAAUAUUAUCAAGGAUUUAUUGAGAACACUGAUUGUGCUUAUGCCACAUCAUUUACGGAGUUGAUGAAAGCAGCUUCAACUCCAUUCCAGCAACACCAUCCUAGUUAG
Solanum verrucosum is the source of this 2241-nucleotide messenger RNA. RefSeq names its product protein FAR1-RELATED SEQUENCE 5-like. Bases 1 to 2241 code for a protein of 746 amino acids. The record is from RefSeq and is a predicted model, not a curated record. NCBI's taxonomy places the organism in Eukaryota, Viridiplantae, Streptophyta, Magnoliopsida, Solanales, Solanaceae. Gene Ontology annotation, molecular function: zinc ion binding. The transcript is spliced from 5 exons. Gene Ontology annotation, biological process: regulation of DNA-templated transcription.